This is a messenger RNA of Stegodyphus dumicola, 796 nucleotides long. RefSeq names its product splicing factor, proline- and glutamine-rich-like. Gene Ontology annotation, molecular function: RNA binding. The record is from RefSeq and is a predicted model, not a curated record. NCBI's taxonomy places the organism in Eukaryota, Metazoa, Arthropoda, Arachnida, Araneae, Eresidae.
UGUAGCCGGGUACGUUAAGUUUAUCUCGGUAGCGCCAUUUUGUCUUUUGAUCUUUGAAUCUUGUACGUAGAAGAUGUCUGAAAACGUGAAAGAAGAAGUUUUCGCUCCUGAAGCGGUUAAAAAUGAAAACAGAGAUAAUCGUCGACGGGACAAUAGGCAAGGAAGACAAAUGGGACGUGGACAAGCUAAUGACAAUAAUCAAUGGGCUAGAAAAGAUGUAGUAAAAGAAAGGUUGGAGUUCAUGAGUGGCCCCACUACCAAUUUAGUUAGUAAAGAAAAUGUUUCUGCAAAGAAGUUUACUGGUCGCUGUCGUUUAUUCGUUGGAAAUUUACCUCCUUCUAUUACAGAUGAAGAAUUCCGUAAAAUGUUUGAGCAGUUUGGCGAAAUUGCUGAAGUGUUUCUACAUAAACAAAAGGGUUUUGGCUUUGUAAAAUUGGAUACUCGUCAGAAUGCUGAAAAUGCGAAAGCGGCAUUGGAUUUCACCAAUAAAGAUGGAAAGUCUCUGAGAGUUAGAUUUGCAACUCAUGGGGCAGCCUUGAAGGUGAAAAAUCUCUCACCGUGGGUGUCAAAUGAGCUUUUAGAAGCUUCAUUUGCAAUAUUUGGUGAAGUCGAGAGAGCUGUCGUAAUCGUUGAUGACCGUGGAAGGCCUGUGGGAGAAGGAAUUGUUGAAUAUUCUCGCAAACAGUCAGCACAGAUGGCAAUUAAGCGAUGUACAGAAGGGUGUCUUCUGCUCACAAGGCAAUCGAUACAAGGUCUUGGAUCCUUCCCUGCAACUUCUACUAAAAUCAUAGGAUAA